AUGUUAGGUUAUGAAAUAUCUCACUUAGCCAAUCUUUUGAAAGACUCAUACAAUCAAAAUGAUUCCGAUAGUGAAGACGAGGGACCCAAAACAAAAUCGGCCAAUCUGACACCUGCCAGUUUUGUUAGUCCUCAAGCAAAGAAUACAACUGAAAAGGCAAAAGCUGUUGUAUCAUCAAAAAAAGAACUGGUAAAUACAAAAGAUAUUUGGAAUAUUGACGAAGUACCAGAUCGAGGAAAUGAAUCAAUACCUACCGAAAAAGAUGAUACACGACCACAGCCAGAAUAUGAUAUGCAUUAUAAACAAAAUGUAACAUCCGAAGAUAUUUUUCUACAGAUGGGAAAUAAAAAUCCUUCAAGUGCUAGUUGUGAAGAUUUGGUGGUAAAAAUUCAAUUACCAGACACAGAAUUAUCAGAAAUCGUAUUGGAUAUUACAAAAAAUUUGGUCGACUGUAGAUCUAAGAAAUAUCGUUUAGCCCUACCGUUACCUCAUCCAUGUGAUCCAGAUAAAUGUCAAGCAAAAUGGAAUAAAGAGCAACAUACAUUACAGAUAACUGUGAGAUUACAAAGAGAAUAUGACGAUUUCAAUUUUUAA
Molecule: messenger RNA, 594 nt
Organism: Didymodactylos carnosus
Lineage: Eukaryota; Metazoa; Rotifera; Eurotatoria; Philodinida; Philodinidae
Source: the annotation of a GenBank genome assembly